CCACUGUCUAUAGAAGCCCAAAAUAACAACACUACAAUACUAUACUCCCAAUUCCCUCACCCUAUAGAAAAAGGUAUGAAAUGGAAUAUUACUGUUGAAAACUAGUCAAUGUAGUGGAAUACAUUUCAUUUCCCCGUCCUUAUAUUUUAUUCCUACAUCAACCUUGCUUACGCUUCUUCCCCUCCCUACUAUUAUUCCCAUCACAUUCAUCUCUUCUUCCUUCCCUGUUCCUACUCCCACCACACCUCAUUCGAAUCCUAUCAGCAUGGUGGUGUGUAGAGAGAGAUAGAGAAGGGAAGAGGAGAGAGGAUCAAUUCCUGAGAGAAGACAUGGGAGAGGUGAAAGAGAAGGUGGUGGUGGAGAUCCUUGAAGAGGAUGAAAAGAGAUCUUCGGAGAACUCUGCACCACCACCUGCUGUUCUGGACCUCAACGAGGGCUGCAGCGAGAGUAGCGACGAAGGGGAAGUCGGUGAGGAUGGCGACGACAACGAGAAGGAGGAGGACGACGAUGAUGAUGACGACGACGGUAGCACAAGUGAAGUUGCAGGAGGGGGCAGGAGUUCAAGUAACAACAGCAGCACCAACCACAAUUCCGGGAGAAACAAGGAUCACGAAAUGAACGGCAGUAUCAACGUCGAGGGCAGCGGCGAGAAGGUGCCGAUGGUGCGGCAGUACAAUCGGUCCAAGCUCCCUCGGCUCCGGUGGACUUCAGACCUCCAUAUGGCGUUCGUCCACGCCGUGGAGAGGCUGGGCGGCCAAGAGAGAGCAACCCCAAAGUUGGUGCUUCAGAUGAUGAACGUGAGGGGGCUCAGCAUUGCUCAUGUAAAAAGUCACUUGCAGAUGUACAGAAGCAAGAAGCUGGACCACGAGUCCGGCCAUGAGAGGGCAGCCAUCUCCUCCGUUUUCUCGCCCAUGGACUUCCACAUGAGGAGAGGGGACCAUCGCUUCCACGGCAUGUUCUUCCAGCGAGCUGCCGGCUCGUCGCUCUCCUCCAGGCUGCUCGAUAACGGUGGGUUCUUCGGGUCAAGAAACGCCGUCUUGCCGGAGGCCAGCCAGCUCUAUGGGCUCCUCCAACGCCCGCAGCCCACCAUGCACACAUUCGACUUCAAGAACUACAGUAGCCUCAGGAAUCGAGAGUGGGCGUUCAACCAGAACGCGGCGGCGAGGGCUGGCGCCAUCAACUACCAAAGCCCAGCGAAAGGGCUCAUCCACGAUACGAUCUUCAGGAAGGACGGCAAGCCGACGUCGCAUUUGUCCGACGUGCGGGACAACAUCGCCUCCAACCGGACGUCAUCGGCAGCUGUGGGUUCUGGCGCCGUUGACGGCGGAAGGACCGGAAGCACUGAUUGGAUGGGCAGCAGCUCCCGACCCCCCCUGUCUAGAACAAUGUCGGCAGCUGCCUUCACGGGGUUGGUGCUGGGCAAUCACCAUCUUCUGUCUACGUGGCGAGGCACCACCGCCAGCAAUGGCUACCACCCCAACGGCGACGCUAACACGACAUCGUCCGAUCCCGUGGUGACAAGUGAAGCCCUAGGUUCGCGGCUCGAGAAGCACCUUGAGCCCAAGGCUCCAACCACAGUGAUCAGCGAGAUGCGCACUAAGACCGGGGAGAAGAGGACGAAGACGUCCAUUGAGGAGAACGGCUGGACGCCGGACUUGCAACUAAGCUUGAGCCCCAACGUGGGAGCAGACGCCGACAAUGCCAAGAAGAGGAAGAGCAUAGGCGUUGCAUUAUUAAGUGAGCAGGAGGUGGACAGCGAUAGGAUGUCGCCACUCUCGCUCUCGCUGUCACUCCGGCGUGGCGAGAGCAGCGGCGGGGAUGCCGGGAGGUUAGAAGCAAGGACAGGUAGCAGCAGCAAGAAGGCCGCUCUGGGGCUGAGUACUUUGGAUCUGACCAUGUCGAUCAAGGCAUUGGAGUGAGAUCUUUCAAGUACUUGUCCCAAUGCCAUCCAAAAGUUGCACACUGCAUCAUGAGCUUAAGUAAUACGGAGUAAGACUGUUAGUUUAAUUUCACCAUGCCUCCAAACCAUAUAUAAAUACAUAUAUUAUGUUCAGUGACAUGCACUUAGCUAGGUACUGUUUCUGUCCACGUAUGCAUAGUCACAUGCAUGUUCAGUUGAGGUUUUGUCAUGGUGUCACUCCGGAGUAAAGCCACAAAUAAAAUGCAAAAAAAAAAAAAACAUUUACUUAUGAGUCGUUAGUCCUGCAAUUUCUUGUCAAAUAGUUCCUCACUUGCUACUGCACCCAUAUUCCAUUCUGUAAAAUUUAGUGUCAUUCGAUUCCGUUCUCACACUACAAGAUUAACACAUGUCCUGACGGUUAUUAUUUGCAUGUGGCCAACGGUUUUGUAAUAUUUUUUGUUAAGUAUGUACAUACUGUGGGCAACUAGUUUGUUGGCAAUUACUCCCUCCAUUCAAAAAUACAAGACAUAU
This is a messenger RNA of Phragmites australis (common reed), 2431 nucleotides long. RefSeq lists its product as uncharacterized. The coding region runs from base 330 to 1919 and encodes 529 amino acids. The record is from RefSeq and is a predicted model, not a curated record. The transcript has 6 exons. Gene Ontology annotation, molecular function: DNA-binding transcription factor activity; DNA binding. Lineage: Eukaryota; Viridiplantae; Streptophyta; Magnoliopsida; Poales; Poaceae.